GUCAUGCCCACUUAUGGAACUUAUGGUGGUGGUAUGGAAUGGUAUGCCACUCCGUGUGUUUUGAGGAGAUAUCUUCUUGAUCUUAGACCAGACGGCCUCUCCCGCGUAAUCCCGCCUAGGCAGCUGUAACAUUUGAAAUGAAUCUCUGACAACGACCGAGUCGAAAAUGCCAACCUGUUCGGUUCCUCAUUGCCUGAAUGCGACGGGCAAGGAUCCCCGCAUCACUCUGCACCCGUUUCCUCAUGAAACUCCAUUGUUUUUGAAGAAAUGGAUUGAAAACAUAGGUAGACCUAAUUGGCGUCCUGGACAUCGUAGUCUUGUUUGUUCCGAGCACUUUGAGAAAGAUGAUUUUGACCGACAAGGCCGCUUGCGUAUAGGCAGCUUCCCAGUCAAAUUUCCAGAACCUCCAUCACGCAAGAAACCUAAGCUUGACUCAAGCACAAAUACUGCUGAUAAAUCAUUAAAAGUCCCAACUCAGCAAGAAAUUCUACCUGAAGCUACAGUUCUAUUACCAGUACUGAGCCCUAGUGUUAUUAAAAAAGCAUUAGGUAGAGAUAGAGAUCCAUCACAGUCUGUUAUUUCUGUUGAAAAUGAUUCAUCUCUUGCUGAAGUAGCUUCAGAAUGCAGGACUAACACUGUUCCCCAGGAAAACAUUUCUAAUGAAAACAGGAUUAAAAUGAAACUUGACCAGAACAGUUCUUCUGGCACCAAACUGACUGAAGUAUCUCUUAAAAGAAAAGUACUGGAAGAGUCACAGCCUACAGCAUCUAUUAAUCCCGGUCUAGUGAUAUCUGCCUAUUCUCUGCGAGCUUGUCGAGUUUGCCGCACAGCUCAUAAUAACAAUGUCAAUGUCUUUGGACAGGAAGGAAAAGAUUUGUCCUUAUUAGAAUUACUGAAAAAAUGUCAUAUUAAGGUGUCUGAAUCGCAAUCUUUGCCUCUCUAUGUGUGUAGGCAAUGUAUUCCUCGUUUGAAAACAACUUAUGAUUUACUGACUACAUGGGAAAAGACAAAUCAGGGCUCUGCUGUCAAUGAUGCCAAAAAUUCAGAAGAGCCGGACCCCCCUGUCAUUCAUUCUAAGCCAACACAACUUAAGCAUGCCAGUCGAGGGAACCGUAGAGUUCUGCUCUUGGAAAUGUGUCUAAGAGAAGGUAUUCCAGUCAAAGAUAUGAUUGGUCAAGCCAUUCAAGAGCUAACACUGAGGUUAAAACCUAAGGCAUCAAGGGAAUCAAAACCCGAAGGAAGAAUAAUGUUUCUUGAUUUGCAAGGUGGCACAGAAGCAUUCCCUGAGCAAAUGAAAAAGGCUAUUUCUAUGUUGUUUCCAAGUGCUGAAAAGAAACAAACUUCUGUUGCUCAAGAAACCUCACCAACCAAAGGGGCUCAAGGAGUCCAGACUAAUGCUGCAGCUAAGAAAGGUAGUUCACCACUAUCUACUGCAAAGCAGGUCCUAAAUCUCCUAGCCGCCAACACAACUCCAGCUAGUUCAAAGCAGGUUUUCAAGAUUGGAGGUUCAGCCUCCAUUUUGAAGAAGGUUGAGGCUAAGACAGCUCAUCAAGCUUCAGUGCCAACCACCUUAAGACCAUUAGCUGUGAAGCCUGUGGCGGGGGUGGGGUCAGUUUCUGGUAUCUCUGGUCAGAAUAUCGUAUUUCAGACUACUCCAGUGUUUUCUUCAGGACCCCUAACAGUUCUGACCAGUAGUCCUGGAGCAUCACCUGCCGUAACAAUUGCUGCAACUAAAUCGCUUCCCAAACUCCUUCCUGCACCUUCAUUGAGUUUUUUGAAUGUCCAGCCAAAUUCAGCUACUUUGGACAAAAGUAAAGCAAUGGAGCAGGCAGACUCAGAUGAUGAUAUUCACUGUUAUGAAGAUGCUCCUUCAGUGUUUGAGCCAAGCGACCAAAUUGAAACAAGCCCAGUUCCACCAUUGGUGCCCAUCCUCCCGACAUUAGUGCCUUUGAAGCAAGUCUCGACAGAAGUUACUUCAAGUCCUGCCAUUAAUAUUUCUAAAAUGAGGGAUUCGGUUGUAUCAAAAAUUAACAAAGCACCAAACCAAAUUAAGUUGGGUGAUAAAAUUGUAGGGAUUGUUCUUCGAAACUCUGACAGUCAAGCUGACAUCCAUCAAAAGCUGCAAGCAACAUUUGCAGCUAAGGCACUACCCUCUGAAGGCAACAAACCCAAGGAAAUGGUCAUCCCUCCUAGAGAUGGUGUUGCUGUUGGAGUGGACAACAUAUCCCCUCCCGAGCUAGAAGAAAGGAAGAGAUUGAAACCUAAGGUUUUGGAUGUGCCCUCUGCUGUGGACUCACCGACUGAAUACUCUGACAGGCGCAACGCGCGUAGGCUAUCCCUUGGCUACAUGUGGCGAAAAACUAGUUAUCUUGUUAGUUCCCUUCAGAAGUUGUUUACUUGGGAUGUUGGUUCAAAUGAAAAAGCGAUGCCGGUACUCACUUGUCGUGUUUGCAAAUAUACCCCUAUGUGCAGGCAAGAUGUAGAAAUGCAUCUGGCAUCUCAUCCUGAAUUACAAUGUCCAAUUUGCUCAAAGUAUUUCUUAAAAGAUUCCAAAGUGCAUGAGCACAUGACUGUAAUUCAUGGUACACCUCAACCAGCUUCAUUUGUUCCGAAGAAAAAACCACCUAUUUCAUGGCGAGUCAAUCCUGUCAAGAGGCUACCCGUCAGACAGUACCAAUGCUCUCGGUGCUUCAGAAGAUUUAAAUUUAAGGAGUCCCUCAAACGCCAUGUGACUGUCUGUAAGGAUAAGUCUGGCUCAGCAGAAGGACCUCCAGUAGGUCCACGAACUUGUACUGUCUGCUGUAGAACAUUCCCUUCUGAAGAGCUAAUGGUGGAACACAUGCAUAGUCAUGUAAAGAGAACUUCUUGGCUCUGUGACAUUUGUGGUUUAGUAUUGAAAUCUGCAUCAAAUUACCGAUCUCAUAUAGCACGCCAUGAUGAACUAGCACAUGAGUACAAUUAUCAGUGCUCAACCUGUAAAAAACGUUUCAAACUUAAAAACAGAUACCAAGAACAUGUGAAGAAGCACGAAACGCCCCAGGAGUACAUUUGCUCAUCCUGUGGCAAAACCUUCCGCUCCAUAGGUGGAUUGCGUCAGCAUGAAAUUUUGCAUGGGGAACGAAAGCUUCAGUGCAAAUUUUGCCCAAGUCGGUUUCAUAGGCCAGAUCAUCUUAGAAUUCAUGAGAGAAGCCACACCAAGCCAAAAACUCCAAGGACGGCUGAGGGAAGGAAUACUUCCGGAAAAGCACGCAUGUUCACUUGUAGGUUCUGUUUGGCUAAUACGAAAACUGUUGUGAAGUUUCCCACCAUGAGGGAGCUUAUGCGACAUUAUAGUGACGAUCAUGCCUAUGAGAGGGGCAGCAUCCCGGCAGCAAAGAAGUUUGAGUGUGAUCGUUGCAACAAAGCUUUUCUCAACUCAACACUGUUGCGACACCACCACAUGUGGCAUGCAGGGCUUCGUCCAUACAACUGCUCGGUGUGUGGGGCUGGUUUCAUGGUUAAAGAAAGGAUGAGGAACCAUGAACUGACCCAUACUAAUGAGCGUCCUUACAAGUGCCAAGUUUGUGAUAAAGGUUUCAGGAGUAGAAAUGUUCUGAAGCAGCACAAACUGAUCCAUAAUGACCCCAGCCAAUUUUAUAAAUGCCAAUUUUGUGAGAAGAAAUUCUCUCGCAUCGAUAAUCUGCGGACCCAUACAAGGGUUCAUACUGGAGAGAAGCCCUGGAAAUGCUUGCUUUGCAAUCGUCAGUUCCGAUUGCGAUCUGACUGUACAAAGCACAUCCAAAUUGGCCAUCAAGUUCCACCACAACAAGUAGAAGCCAACAUGCAAACAUUGAUGGACCCUCUGAGUGCAGUGGAGUCUCAAUCGGCCAUAGCCGCCGUCGCUGGGAUUUCGAGAGUCCAAGACAUGGAGCUCCUCAUUGAAGACGUCGACAUCGAUGCUUGUGACGACGAAGAUUCUCUGGAGUGAAGUCAAGUGAAGUGUAGCCGAACCUUUGUGUUCCCUGAUAAUUCAGAUCUUUAAUGUGAUUUUUAAUUUUACUCUUUUAGAAGGGAAAAAGGCCAAAUGAAUUUCAAGUUGAAGUUUGAUUAAAUGUAUGACCCGUUCAUUUUCUUCAGUGAAAA
This is a messenger RNA of Thrips palmi, 4122 nucleotides long. RefSeq lists its product as uncharacterized. Gene Ontology annotation, cellular component: nucleus. The record is from RefSeq and is a predicted model, not a curated record. Gene Ontology annotation, biological process: regulation of transcription by RNA polymerase II. The transcript is spliced from 11 exons. The coding region runs from base 167 to 3967 and encodes 1266 amino acids. NCBI's taxonomy places the organism in Eukaryota, Metazoa, Arthropoda, Insecta, Thysanoptera, Thripidae. Gene Ontology annotation, molecular function: zinc ion binding; DNA-binding transcription factor activity, RNA polymerase II-specific; RNA polymerase II transcription regulatory region sequence-specific DNA binding.